AUGAAGGACAGACUCAAUGCUCCAUGCUUGAAUGCAGACUACAUCUGUCAUUACAAAGGCAGUCUCAUAGGGAAACAUUUCAAAAGCUUGGCACAAGUGAUGCCAUUUUUAAUUUAUGAUCUUGUUCUUUCAAUUGUUCUCAAUGCAUGGACCAUGAUAGGAGAGCUCGUCAUACUUGUCUGGCACAUGAUGAUUGUGGAUACGGAAGCUUAUCUUGUAGUUUUAUGCAGAGAUAUGCAAUAA
Suillus plorans is the source of this 243-nucleotide messenger RNA. RefSeq lists its product as uncharacterized. The coding region runs from base 1 to 243 and encodes 80 amino acids. The record is from RefSeq and is a predicted model, not a curated record. NCBI's taxonomy places the organism in Eukaryota, Fungi, Basidiomycota, Agaricomycetes, Boletales, Suillaceae. The transcript has a single exon.